ACCAAUAAUUUGUCAGUCGUCAAACAAACUCGGAGCAGCAAUCUUCAGUGCUAACAAAUAAUUUUGGCGAUUUAAGAGUUUCGAACACCCCAUUAUGUCUACAAAUAAGCUCUACAAAGUGCUAGUUGCGCAUACCGAUGUUCCACCCGAGGGCAUUGAAAUCCUAAAGGAGAAAUGCGAGAUCCUUCAAGUGAUGAAUGAACCCCCACAUAAUCGCCCUGAAAUUCUGGAGAAGAUCAAGGGCGUACAUGCUGCCAUUUGGGGCGGUCGAGAUAUCCUCGAUGCUGAGAUUUUAGAUGCAGCUGGUCCACAAUUUAAGGCCGUAUCCACCAUGUCCUCGGGCAUCAACAAUGUGGAUGUGCCGGAGCUGAAGAAGAGGGGUAUUCCAUUGGGAAGUACUCCUGCGAUGCUAACCAUUGCGGUUGCCGACUUAACUGUGGGUUUACUAAUCGCCGCCGCUCGGAGAUUUCAAGAGGGCCGGAGGAAGAUCGAAAGUGACAAAUGGGACAAGGACCAUCUGGACUGGAUGCUGGGUCAGGAUAUUCGUGACUCCACCGUGGGUUUCUACGGCUUUGGAGGCAUUGGCCAAGCGGUGGCCAAGCGUUUGUCUGGAUUCGAAAUUGACCGUGUGCUCUAUACCACCCGGAGUCGUGUUAGUGAGGAAAUCGAGAAGAAGUUCAAUGCCUCUAAGGUGGAUUUCGACACCCUCUUGGCGGAAAGUGACUUCCUGAUCAUUGCAUCACCAUUGAGCAAGGACACUCUGGGCUUGUUCAAUGCCACCGCCUUUAAUAAAAUGAAGGAAACAGCUGUGCUGGUCAACGUUGGAAGGGGCAAAAUUGUCAACCAGGAUGACCUUUACGAUGCCUUGAAGGCAAAGCGAAUCUUUGCAGCUGGCUUAGAUGUUAUGGAUCCUGAGCCUCUCAAGUCCCAUGACAAAUUACUCGCUCUGGACAAUGUUGUGGUCACUCCGCAUGUGGGCUAUGCCACCAGGAGAACGCGCAUCGAUGCUGCCACUUUGGCAUCCCAAAAUGUGCUCCGAGGACUGGCUGGUGAGCCCAUGCCCUCCCCCGCUUACUAAAAAGGAUCAGAGGAUGUAAAAUGUUUCAACAAGUUCCUAAAUAUAAGAUACUUAAAAAAA
Molecule: messenger RNA, 1138 nt
Organism: Drosophila subpulchrella
Lineage: Eukaryota; Metazoa; Arthropoda; Insecta; Diptera; Drosophilidae
Product: glyoxylate reductase/hydroxypyruvate reductase
Exons: 5
Coding region: 95-1078 (327 amino acids)
Cellular component (GO): cytosol
Molecular function (GO): NAD binding; hydroxypyruvate reductase [NAD(P)H] activity; hydroxypyruvate reductase (NADH) activity
Source: RefSeq, a predicted model, not a curated record